Molecule: messenger RNA, 707 nt
Organism: Sinocyclocheilus rhinocerous
Lineage: Eukaryota; Metazoa; Chordata; Actinopteri; Cypriniformes; Cyprinidae
Product: basic leucine zipper transcriptional factor ATF-like 3
Exons: 3
Coding region: 157-522 (121 amino acids)
Biological process (GO): regulation of transcription by RNA polymerase II
Cellular component (GO): nucleus
Molecular function (GO): RNA polymerase II cis-regulatory region sequence-specific DNA binding; DNA-binding transcription factor activity, RNA polymerase II-specific
Source: RefSeq, a predicted model, not a curated record
AAGGCAUUUGCAAGAAAUGUUACUGAGGGAUGUUGACUGACAGUGUAAACAUGCCUAACUAUGCGCUAAUUAAAACGACAUAAUAGUUCGCCUUCAUUUUCCAUCAAAUUUCGUGAACGGAAGUCUUUAUUGUGCUCGUGCUCUUUUGCACCUGUCAUGUCACUUUUCAGUGCGACAAGUAACUUUACACGAAAUGAUGCUCCAGAUUUCCAGUUAUUUCGCAAGAGUGAGAGCUCUGAUGAUGAAGAGAAAAGGUCGAAAAGAAGAGAAAAGAACCGAGUUGCUGCACAGAGGAGCCGUAAAAGACAAACUCAGAGAGCUGAUGAGUUGCAUGAGGCAUAUGAAUGUCUGGAACAGGAGAACAGCCUGCUGAGAAAGGAAGUCCAGCUUUUGUUAGAGGAACAGCAACGCUUGACAGAUGCCCUCAAAGCCCAUGAGACUCUGUGCCCUGUCUUGAACUGUGGUAUGACCUCAACAUCAAGGUCCACAGGCACAAUGUCAACUGAGUUUAUGUCUAGAUAGAGUCGCUUACAUUUGAUGCUCAUGAUGUCCGAAUUUCCAUUUAAGGAUAAAUUAAGUAUACUUGUAAACAUGCAAGGUAUUUAUGCAUACUAGCAGCAUGCAAAUUUUAUUUUUUUUUAUUCUGAAAUAUUAGCUUUUGAGUUCAGUAUGCAGUGUUUUCUGUCAACAUACAAGUGAAUUAUUAA